AUGGCGCCGGUCAAGUCUCACCGUUCGCCUCCCCGACGCGAAGCCCGCACUGGGCUUCGCCGGAGCCUUCUGCGCCCGCCUGCCACACCGCCGGUGUGCCCGUUCGGUACUCCUCCUCCCGACACGCGGGACCCGAUCUAUACACCGACCUACUCGCCGCCAGACUCGCCGACGCCGAACCGCACUGCUGAGCCGCUGCUCACGGAGAGCGUCUGGCAGCGUGUGGCGACCGUUUUCCGCGGACCUCAGCCUGCUCCGACCCCUCCCUCUCGAUCGCCCUCACCGCCUCCUGAGCUUCAGUCUGAGCCUGAGCAACGGGUGCAGAACGAUAGUCUCCCCGUCGGCGACCCUGGUCAGCCUUCGGCCCUCUAUAUCCCGCCGCCUGAUGCAUGGGCUGAGCUCCGCGCUCGGCUCACCGGCUUGCCUGAGGAGGAGGACUCCGAGAUGAGCUCCGACGUCACCUCCUCCUCUUCCGAUUCUGGCAAUGACGUUGACUCCACCCCUGAUUCGGCUUCUGUCUCCGGCACCAGCUCUUCUCUUGUCCCGGCCUCCAUCUCAGAGGGGUCUGAGGACGAGGUUGAGCACGAGCUCUCUCCUGUCCGCUAUGAUACGGGCCCUCCGCCGGCUUACGUGGACGACGCCGCGGACACUUUCCUCUUCAUGGGACGAGCCCAGCCGUUCGACCUCUCGACGUCGGAUGACGACUUGAUGCGGGAUGGCCCGCUGGUGAGAGGGGACCCGAGGCGUAGGCUUAAAUUCAUGACCCGGGACGGGGCGGACGGCGAGAUUCGCAAAACCCUCGUUGCCGCCUACUUCCCACCGUUGGCGGCCAAGCGGCCAAACUGCAACGGCUCCUACCUGAUCCCGGGAGCUGAGUCGGCAGUGGUGUACAUUGCUUUCGGUAUCGUCCUCAAGCCCGGCAUCCUGCACGAGCUUGUUAGGGAUAAGGAUGCGGAGGGUCCGGUCUCGGAUGAGGAGAGGGUCCGGAUCGCGCAGCGCUGGACCAAGACCCUCCAGUUCUUCACCCAGUGGGCCUCCGAGCGCGGAGUUAAGCGUCUCCGCACCGCUCUGCAUAUCAUGGUGCACCAUGUCCCCGACAGCAUCGACGCAGAGACGGCCUUUGUCCUCGCGUGUCAGGCCAACUGCGUCGCCGCCGCCUACGACCUCCUCGUCGAGUACCGCCGGGUGUCCUUUGUGCACUCCGGAACCCGCAACUCGCUGUUCGCCAGGGCCCUUCGCGCCAUGCCUGAGGACUGCGCUGAGCGCACCUUGCCGGAGAGCUGGAACAAGCUCUUGCCCAAGCCCUACCGCUUGGCGGUUCAGCUGGCCGGCGAGCGCUGGAACCCCAUCACGCACGGCAAGAAGUUUGCGAGGGCCCUCAUCACCCUGAGCCUUCAGCUCGUCUAUGCUACAGGACAGAAGGGCGAGAUUCACUUCCCGCGCGCUUUCGCAGUGCCCGACUCUGAGGCUUAUGGCGACGUGCGAACCGUUCACGACGCCCGCCUCUUGAGGCGCGUCUUCCAGGUUGUCGGCUUGAGGGUGUCGAAGCGACCGAACCAGUCGGGCACGUAUCUCGCUCCCGGACACCCGCGCUUCUACCAAAACAAUGCCGCGAGGAAGUAG
Trichosporon asahii var. asahii CBS 2479 is the source of this 1623-nucleotide messenger RNA. RefSeq lists its product as uncharacterized. NCBI's taxonomy places the organism in Eukaryota, Fungi, Basidiomycota, Tremellomycetes, Trichosporonales, Trichosporonaceae. The transcript is spliced from 2 exons. The record is from RefSeq and is a predicted model, not a curated record. The coding region runs from base 1 to 1623 and encodes 540 amino acids.